CAGCCUGAAGGAUGCUGGGCGGAGCCAGACUAGCUGCUCAACAGGUCAGCUGGCUGCUAGGGGUUGCUUAGUGCUUCUGCAGGGACAAGACAGAGACUGGCAUGGAGCAGGGGAAGCAGCUGGCUGGCCUCAUCCUGGCCGUCACUCUUCUUCAAGGUACUCUGGCCCAGUCAAAACAAGAAAUUCCUGUGGUAAGAGUAAACAGCGAUCGAGAAGAUGGUUCGGUACUUCUGACUUGUGAGUCACCAGACAAAGAUGUCAAAUGGUUUAAAGAUGGGAAGGAAAUAAAGCCCCACGAAAAGAAUAAAAAUAUACAGAAUCUGGGAAGCAGUAUCAAGGACCCUCAAGGGAUAUAUUGGUGUCAAGGAUCCAAGAACCGCUCAAGAACACUCCAAGUGUAUUUCAGAAUGUGUCAGAACUGCAUUGAACUAAGCGGAGCCACCGUAUCUGGCUUUGUCUUCGCUGAGAUCAUCAGCAUUUUCUUCCUUGCUGUUGGGGUCUACUUCAUUGCUGGACAGGAUGGAGUUCGCCAGUCAAGAGCUUCGGACAAGCAGACUCUGUUGUCCAAUGACCAGCUCUACCAGCCCCUCAAGGAUCGGGAAAAUGACCAUUACAGCCACCUUCAAGGAAAACAAUUGAGGAAAAAUUGAACUCAGGACUCAAAGUAGAUAUUUCAAAUGUCUCCUCCAGGGCAAAAUCACCUUUUGUUAAGAACCACUGACCUCUAUUAACUUUCAAUCAACCAAUCAAUCAAUCAGAAGCUCUGAUUCAAUCAAGCAGGAAAAGUGUCUAUCAGGAAAACAAGACCCAAGCAUUAUUUGGUUUUCUGAACCCACCCCAAUUUUUCUUUUUUCAAUCCAGGUGUCCUCCCUUCUGGAUAGGUCUCAGGAACAUAGCAAUACGUUUUGGAGCACUCCUAGCUGAGAGAAUUUCAGCCCUAAAUCUAGAUUCAAGUUUCCCAAAGGCGACAAAUGGGGAAGAAAGGCCAUCAGAACAAAUUUGGAUUUUUCUCAAAAUAAAACAAAAUUAAAGGAAAAUAAUAUGUAUGGUGUUGCAGGAGCGCCACCUAUUGGAAGGUAGUUUUUCUGUAAAAGAAAAUUGAAAAGAUCUAAUAACCCCUCUAUUUGAAUAUUAUUUUUUAAAGUUUUAAUUUUUGUUUACUUUUUGUAUGUGUCAUAAUUUACUUGGUUUAAAUAUGCAAUGAAAGGUCUCCCUCCACCUCCAUCCCCAGCCAUUCAGCUGUCCUCUCCAGAGACAAAACAACAUACUAGUUUCAUAUAAGGUGUUAUAAAUCAGAGUAUUCUAGGCAUACACAAGCAAGCUCUUAAGUACAUAUUAUUCUCCCUUUCCCUAUUUUUCACACCAAUGGUAUCAUGCUAUCUCCAUCUUGCACUUUCACCUAAUAAAACCCUAAGAUUGACGCAGCUGGGUGGCUCAGUCAGUUGAGCAUCUGACUUUUCAUCUCAGCUCAGGUUAUGAUCUCAUGGUUCAUGAGUUCAAGCCCCACGUUGGGCUCUGUGCUGACAGUGUGAAGCCUGCUUGGGAUUCUCUCUCUCUCUCUCUCUCUCUCUGCCCCAACCUCUUUCUCUCUGUCUCUCUGUCUCUCUCAAAAUAGAUAAAUAAACUUUUUAAAAAAAUAACCUUAAGAUUAUUUCAUAUCAAUAAGUAAAGGAACUUUUUUUUUAAUGCAGCCACGUUGUACAGAUACGCUAUAUUUUAUUUAACCAAUGCUCUACUGAUGGGCAUUUAAGUUGCUUCCAAUAUUUUGUUCUUACAAUGCUGUAAUGACUAACAUUGUAUAAGUGUCAUCUAAAAAAAAUAAUUGUAUUGAGGUAUAGUUUACAUGCCAUAAAAUUCACUCAUUUUAAGCAAUUUCUCCUGUUCUCCGUGUUAGAGAAUUUACUCAAUUGUACCCUCAUCACCAUAAACCAGUUGUAGAACAUUUUCAUUGCCUUCUUCAGAUUCCUUGUGCUGUUUCCAGUCAUUCCCUGUUCCCACCCUCAGCCCCAGGCGAUGACUAUUAUCUUUUCUGUCUCAUCAGAUUUGCCUUUUCUGGACAUUUCAUAUAAAUGGAAUUAUACAAGCUACUCUGGACAUUCUCAUGUUAAUCUUUGUGUGGGUGUCUUCAUUUUUCUCGGGUUGAUUCAUGGGUGUGAAGAAUUGCUAGGUUGUAUGGUAAAUCUCUGUUUAGCCUUUUAAGAACCUCCCUGUACCAUUUUACAUUCCCACUAGCAAUGGGUGAGGGUUUCUGUUUCUCCACAUCCUCACCAAUAUUUGUUACUAUAUAUAUUUUUUUAGUAUAGCCAUUCUCGUAGGUAUAAAAUGGUAUUUACUGGACCUUUAAUUUGCAUUUCCCUAAUGACUAAUGAUGUUGAACAUCUUUUCACAUGCUUAUUAGCCUUUCUUACAUUUUUUGUGAAAUGUCUAUUCAAAUCUUUUUUUUUUUUAGUUUUUUUUUUUUGUCUCACUGUUGAAUUGAAAGAGUUCUUAUAUAUUUUGAAUAUAAGUCUUUUAUUACAAGACAUUAUUUGGAAAUACAUCUACCAGUCUGUGGCUUGCCUUCUCAUUCUCUUCAUGGUGACUUUUGAAGCACAAAGAAAUUUUAAUUUUGAUGAAGUCCAUUUUAUCCAUUUUUUCUCUUAUGGAUUGUGCUUUUGGUAUCAUGUCUAAGAACUCUUUGCCAAACCCAAGAUCACAAAAAUUUCUUCUAUGUCUUCUUUUUACAGUUAAAAUUUCCAUAGUUUUAGUUGUGACAUUUGAACAUGCUUAAGACUAUUUGUAACAAAUACAAAUAAAUGAACUUUGGAUACUGUAA
This is a messenger RNA of Neofelis nebulosa (Clouded leopard), 2815 nucleotides long. RefSeq names its product T-cell surface glycoprotein CD3 gamma chain. The record is from RefSeq and is a predicted model, not a curated record. Gene Ontology annotation, molecular function: transmembrane signaling receptor activity. Gene Ontology annotation, cellular component: external side of plasma membrane; membrane; alpha-beta T cell receptor complex. The coding region runs from base 102 to 650 and encodes 182 amino acids. Gene Ontology annotation, biological process: cell surface receptor signaling pathway; positive thymic T cell selection. Lineage: Eukaryota; Metazoa; Chordata; Mammalia; Carnivora; Felidae. The transcript is spliced from 7 exons.